CAUUCAUUUAGGACUAAUGGAGGAAAUUGGCUAAAGCAUUUAAUUCUCUAAUUUCUAUAAUCGUCUCCAGUUUAGGAGACUGAUUGGGAUUGAGAUAUACAUACAUAUAUGCAGUAGAAGAAAAAGAAGAAGAGGAAGAUGAAGAUGAAGAUGAUGAAAUUAUUAUCAGCAGAAAAAUGGUGCGAUGGUGAGGUGGAGGAGGAGGAGAGUAAUUACAAGAGGGAGGUGAUUGAAGAGGUGGUGGUGAUAGUGGGGCUGGUUGGGGUGCAAUUCGUCUACGCAGGGAAUUCCAUAUUGCUCAGUUAUUUCAUGAAAUUAGGGUUCCAUCCUUCUUCCCUCAUCAUUUUCUCCACCUUCGCUACUUCCCUCGUCCUCUCCCCUCUCUCCUUCCUCGAAAGGAAACAAUGGCCAGAUAGAAUUAGUUGCAGGUUCUUCAUCCAGGUGCUUUUACUUUCUUUCGGUGGCGUGACGGUGUUCCAAUCUCUGAUGAUGAAAGGAAUUCAUCUCACCUCCCCAACCAUUGCAACCGCCAUGCCCAAUCUAGCCCCCGGCCUCAUUUUCUUCAUCGCCUGGGCCUGCAGAUUAGAGACUAUCCGGCUCCACUGCAUCUACACCAGAGCCAAGCUCGCUGGCACCUUCCUCUGCAUGUCCGGUGCCUUUCUAAUGUCUCUGAUGCAGAGUGCUCAUGCAGCCGAGGCGGCUUCUCCAGCUGAUUACCAGCUGCUCGACGCCGGCACCCUGCUUGGUUGCCUCUACCUCAUCGCCGCUGUUUUUGUCCUUUCCAGCCAAGUCGUUCUCCAGGCAAUAACUCUAGGGGAGUUUCCGGCGCCAAUCACACUCUGCGCGGUGACUGCAGUUGUGGGAAUGGCAAUUACAGCAGCCGUCCAUAUGGCAGAGGAGCAGAGAUGGGAGUUGGGAUGGCCAGCAAUGACGAUUCCAGAUAUGAUCACCUAUGCCAUAGUGGCGGGGAGCGCAGGGGGGACAAGCGUGGUGAUAAACGCAUGGGCAACGAGGAAAAGAGGGCCGCUGGUGGUGUCAAUAUUCAACCCUCUCAGUACACUCAUUUCUGCUGUGGUCUCCGGGGAUUUCAUUGGGGUUGGAAGCUUGACAGGGAUGUGCCUGAUGUUCACUGGUCUCUACUAUGCGCUUUGGGCUAAAGGAAAGGAGGAUUUGGCCGUCAACCAUCACGACUGUGAUCACAUCGACACCAUGCCUCUUUUAGCUUGACCACUAGGGUAGGGGAAUACAUAGAAGUGGUGCCAUUUCACUACUUGAAGCAACAAUGCUGCCUUCAUCCAAAUCCAAGACAGACAUCAAAAUCACCUCCAACGACAUCAUCAUUGUGAUCGACUGAUCGCAACCAAAUCAAUCUCAAUCUCAAUCUCAACCUAAAGCUACAGCAACUGGCAAACAAUUCUAAGACUUGAAAUGACUAAAGGGGUGCAAGGUGAAGAACCUGAGAAGGCGUAAAAACUAAGAGAUGUGAGCUUGAAUGGAGGAUGGCUUCAAGUGGGGAUUUCUUCAACUACUGGCUAUGUUCGCCCAAGAAAAAGGGAUGGAUUCAAGAUUGAAAAACACUAAAGAUUCACAAGCUUGAAAUGAAAUUUCCAAGUAUACAAUACAGGCAAGAAAAUUCAUACAGGGUUGUUCCGAAUACUUACGGUUUCCAGAUAUAUAUAUAUAAUACUAGUAGAUCGAUUAGGAUACAGAUUGGUGCUUUUCUUAUUGCAAUCGGUGGUAGCUGUUUGCAUUUUUGGUAUAUGAAAUUGCCUACUCUAUUGAUUGUGAACUAGAUGAAUGCAAAUUGAUCCUAGAGUUAGAUGUUAA
Andrographis paniculata is the source of this 1827-nucleotide messenger RNA. RefSeq names its product WAT1-related protein At5g47470. Gene Ontology annotation, molecular function: transmembrane transporter activity. NCBI's taxonomy places the organism in Eukaryota, Viridiplantae, Streptophyta, Magnoliopsida, Lamiales, Acanthaceae. Bases 139 to 1227 code for a protein of 362 amino acids. Gene Ontology annotation, cellular component: plasma membrane. The record is from RefSeq and is a predicted model, not a curated record. The transcript has 6 exons.